Messenger RNA from Penicillium atrosanguineum, 2001 nucleotides. RefSeq names its product transcription factor domain-containing protein. The coding region runs from base 1 to 2001 and encodes 666 amino acids. The transcript is spliced from 7 exons. The record is from RefSeq and is a predicted model, not a curated record. Gene Ontology annotation, molecular function: transcription cis-regulatory region binding; zinc ion binding; DNA-binding transcription factor activity, RNA polymerase II-specific. Gene Ontology annotation, cellular component: nucleus. Gene Ontology annotation, biological process: DNA-templated transcription; regulation of DNA-templated transcription. NCBI's taxonomy places the organism in Eukaryota, Fungi, Ascomycota, Eurotiomycetes, Eurotiales, Aspergillaceae.
AUGGACUUGGAGUAUCGGCACCUGUUGGCACCGAAUGGGCCACCCUUGAUUCCUCCGAGCGACUUUCGGUCCCCCCGACUACCCCAGCUCGAUUUUAUGCAGAGGAGCCCCGAAUCUGGCGAGAUGGAGAAGACUCCGCCGGUCACAGGCAAGCGCCGAGGUGGUAGCCGGAAGGCCUGCAACGAGUGUAAGCAGCAGAAGCUUCGAUGUGACAUUGUCCAAACUCCGGCCGCGGCGUGCUCGCGCUGCCGCAGGUUGGGGAUCGACUGUAAAGUUGAACAAUCGUUCAAGCGAAUUUCUAAGAGAAGACGCAAUGCGGAGAUGGAAAAGGAGAUUCAAGAUCUCCGCCGCCGCCUAGCAUUCAAUCCAGAGCAGGAGGAAGGAGCCGAGUCUCAUGUGGGUGAUGAUCUUUCUCAAUGCUCAGAGGAGGCUUUCAAGAGGCGCGACUCAGCUCCCGCUGAGCGCUCCCGGCCGGUAUCAGUGCCUGUUGAACAGCACGCAUCCAUUGCAACUCCAAUCACGAUGCAAAGAGAUGGAUCUAUCUUGUCCCAGGAGGAGAACACUCCAUGGAGAUUGGAAGACAUCGCUCUCUCGCGAGCCCGUGUGGCACGACUGUUUGAACAAUAUUUCAAUUACUAUCACCCUUUUCUUCCACUUUUGAAUCCCCCAAAGCCCCCGGAGGUCUAUCUUCACCGAUGCCCUUUGUUGGCCUGGACGAUCAUUUGUGUGGCCAGCCGAAGGUCCCCCACGGAGCCUUGGCUUUUGAGUGCCCUUUCCGGACCUUUCAGUCGACUUUUAUGGUCAACAAUUACCAGUGUUCCACAGGACUACCGAGUUGUCAAAGCACUCUGUGUACUGUGCACAUGGCCUCUUCCAACAACGAGUCAACGGACAGAUGCGACGUUCAUGCUUAGUGGUCUCAUGAUGCAAAUCGCCAUGCAGCUAGGACUGCACCGCCCAGUGCAGGCAGAGGAGUUCACUACAUUCCAGAUGGAAGUUCAAGGAGAGGCACUCAAGGAUCGCUUGCACACAUGGCCCCCUAGCACAAUAUAUGAUUGGGCUCUUGAGCCUCCCUCCUUGAAAGAUGCCGAUUACCGCCUCCCCGAAGAUCUGAUGAUCAGGUUGCGCAUUGAGAAGUUCUGCGACCGUGUCACUAAGGCCUUAUAUAGCAGCAAGCCUGAACCGGGGGAGUUUAUCAGCGCGGAAAAGCUUGUUAUUGUACAAAUUCUUGAAACGGAGCUACGAGAGAUGGAAGUUGAGUUUGGUCGCGGCAUCUCUGCAAUCAACAUGAUCCAUCUUCGCGCUGCAGAGUUGCACUUUCGAUACUUCGUGUUCCUGGGCUCCAAUGCACGAAGCGAUGAUCUCACAAAGCUCUUUAUCGCAACAACCUCAUUCCUAGGGCGGGUGCUAGACCUUGAAACGUCACCUGGGGAACUGAUCGGUCAUUCUACCAAUUACAUUCUCCAGAUGAUCGUUUCUGCGGCAUUUGCUCUCAUGAAACUAUUAAAGAGUAGCUUCAGCCGACACAUCGAUUUCAACCAUGGCAAGCUUCUAUUCAACGGUGCUAUCUCAGCCAUUCGCAGGAUCAGUGUCAUGGAUCACGAUCGUCCAAUCCGCCUCGCUGAUAUUCUUGCCCAAAUGUGGAAUGCGACUGGCCCGGAGCCCGCUGGAGAGGAUGGUCUACAACUCAAAGUUCGUUGCCGCAUGAGCAUGAGUCACGUCUACGACACCGUCUGGCGUUGGCGACAGCGUUUCAGACCAGUAAAAAGCAUCGAAGAAAUGCAAGCCGCAGUCGCUGCGGCGAAUCAAGAUAUUUCGACAAUAGGACCCCUUGGCCGACAGCAGGACAGCUCCCUCGAGGAUCCAUCAUUGAUGAUACCCAAUCAGUUCGACGAGAGCGGCGCGUUCUUUAGCGAAGCUGGCUUCUCUGAAGUUUUCGACUCCCUGAACUGGGUCUUCGAGGGGAUUCCCGACUCGUUUGUCGCUCCUCCAGUCCUUUAA